UUGGAAGAUCGAUAAGUUUAUCACAGUUCUAUGUACAUGUUUGUGUUAAUCCAUUUCUUGUUUGCGAAUUAAAUCGGUUAACUAAUAUUAAAUUUAUUUAGUUACGUGUAACGUAUUAGGGCAAAGCAAGCAUGGCGGAUUUUUUGGAUUCGGAAGCAGAAGAAUCUGAGGAAGAGGAGGAAUUGGACGUCAAUGAGAGGAAAAAAUUAAAGAAAUUGAAAGCUCUUUCUGAGAGCAGCGAAGAAGAUGAGGAAGGUAUGACAAUAUUUACGUUUGUCCUAGAUCAUUUGGGCACCUGCGAGUAAAAGCAAAACUUUGCUACUCGUUGGAAAGGGUCUGGUAAAUAUACAUACGCUGUCAAAUGUGUAUACGUACUUCGGAAAAAACUUGGUUUUCCAAUUGGUAUAAUUAGAUAAUUGGUAAAAUCGAUCUUAAAGAGUUUGCCUCCUUAAGCAUCAUAUAUCAAGGUACAUUCAUACAUAU
Messenger RNA from Rhagoletis pomonella (apple maggot), 483 nucleotides. Its product is annotated as transcription elongation factor SPT6-like. The transcript is spliced from 2 exons. The record is from RefSeq and is a predicted model, not a curated record. Lineage: Eukaryota; Metazoa; Arthropoda; Insecta; Diptera; Tephritidae. Bases 132 to 305 code for a protein of 57 amino acids.